AUGGACCCGUCGACGCUCGUGGCGGCGGUGAUUGUCGUGCUCUCUGUGCUGGUGAUGCGCAUGGGCCUCACAGCAACACUGGGAGUUAUUGUGCUCGCAUUCCUACUGCUGUGUCACCCCGUCGUGCGUGUGUUCUUCGAGAUGGCUGUGCCCGGCCAGGGCGCCGCGCACGACAGUACCCAGCACGAUCACGAGACGUCGGAGGCGCUUCGCUCGCGUGCCCAUGGCGUAGCGCAUGGCAGUCGGGCCAGCACAUCUGGCGGCCGGCAGGCCGGGCGCCUGGACCUCGCCACGCUGCCAGCGGCGCUGCAGCCUGAGCUGCGCCACCUCCUGCGGCUCGUGCGCGCCGACUUUGUGCAGUUCUGGUUCGAUCCCAUUUCGUUCGGCAGCACCGCGUUCCCUGAUGAGGCGAUGGCGUGUGUCGAGCACCUGCUUGCGCAAAUGGCGCUGCGCCUCGAGCAGUAUAGCCGCGCUACGGUGAAUCGCCGCACAGACUCUACAUCGCCCCUGGGCCUGUGGCCAACGACAGAGAGUCGCAUCCAGAGCCUUCAGGCGUCGGUAUCGAUGAUGCUCCAGCAGAGUUUGCCGCCUGCGGAAAAGCGCUCGCCGCUGGUGGUGGCCCUGCUCAGCGACCUAUUUGCCAGGCAGCUGUGGGACCAGCUGCAGGCGCACAGCGACCCUGAUGUGAUCAACCAGUACAUCGUCCUAUACGGCCAGGUCGCCGCCGCGCAGGGCGCGCCGUCGAGCGCCCCCCGCGAUGCGAAAGCGCCGGCGCCGGCGCCCACUUCGAGUGUGCGCGUGGACGACUUGCUCCACGACCUCGAGCGGAGCGAGCCACGCGCCGAUGCGCCAAACAAGCCGCCGUCGUCGCUCCCGCACGACCUGACCGACGUGAUUCGCGCUCUCAAGGACCCUGCUGCGUCCGAGACGCUGGCGGAGCUGCCGGCCCCGGCAGAGGCACCCGACGCCGCGGCGCGCCCGGCCGAGCCAUGGAGCGUGGAAGCGCCGCCGGCGCGCCCGAUGAACGUGCCGCCUGCCGUGCCAGAGGCGCCAUGGCCACCCGGGCCUGCGCCAGGGCGAUCUGACGCCCACAAGUACCAGGUGCGCCUGCCCAAGAAGGUGCGCGAUGUGCUUGCGCAGUGCAACGGUGACUUGUACGACGAGUGGUACCAGUACAUGCAGCGCCGCGACUCCGGCGCGAGUCCGUGCGAGGGCGCCGUCCUGCUCCAGCUGCGCUCGAACCUCGAUGCGCUCGCUGCGUCGUUUGAUCACGAGGCCAGCACGCCGGCGCUAUUCACGAGCGACGUCAAGGCCGUGCUGCAUGCGGCCCAAAGCAUGCUGCCAUCGCACCCGCCGUGCGCGGCCGUGCAGACCGCGAUGGAGCGCCUCAGCGCGCGCGAGACGAUCGAGCCGGCGGACCUCGAGCCUCUGCGUGCCGCGCUCCUGCAGCGCUUGCAGCAGCUGUACGACGACUUUCUUUCCGAGUGCAAGACCCCGUCCGACCGGCCGCCCAGCCGCGCAGCCCCGCUGCCGCCCAGCACAUACGAGCCGCGACGCGCGCGGCGGGCAGGCAAGGAGGCGGCGCGGCAGAUCUCCGUGCUCGACGUGAGUGAGUCAGGCGGCACAGAGCGCGCGGUCGAUCCGCGCACGCUGCAGGUGCUUGUCACCAUGGAGGACGCGCCGGGCGCCAGCACAGGCGGCUAUGCGAUCCUGCGCACCUGGCCGCACUUUGAGGCGCUGCACACGGAGCUCAUGCGCAUGUACGAGAAGCUGCCGGGCGACUCGGGUCUUGUGCCGCCGCCGCCGCUGCCCUCGCUCAAGGGCCUGUCGAGCACAGAGGCGUGUGAGGCGAUCCGCCUGUACCUUGUGGCCCUGCUCGUGCCGGCAGAGGACACGCUCGCGUGGUACAAUACGACGCAGGCGGUGCAGCGGUUUCUCGACAAGACACGCGCGGCGGACGACGAGGCGAAGCUGAAGAACAUCCCGCUCGUGUCGAGCCUGGGAGACGUCAGCCGCUCGCUCGCGAGUGGGCUGGCCGGCGCCGCAGGCACCGCGCGCAAGAGUAUCGGACCCAGGGCGCCGGCGCCCUCGCGGGCGAGCCGCAUCUUUGGGCUGCGCCCGGACCUCUCGGACACGCGUCGCACGGCCGUGCGCGAUGCGCCGGAGCUGCCGCAGCGCCCGCCGGUCGAGCCGCCGCAGGCGCCGUCCGCGCAUAGGGCGCACACAGAGGCAGAGGCGGACGAGGCGCCCCAGCCGGGAGCGGGGCCGUCCCACGAGGCGCCGGAUGCCAUGGCUGGGGCGGCUGCUGAGCGGGCCUCCGCCGCUACGGCGCCCGCGCCCGCUGACCCACCUGCCGAUGCGGCGUCCGUGCACGACGUAAAGGCCCUGCUCACGGCCGUCUUUGCCGUUACACGUGAGGCGCUCAACAUGCACGAGGCAUGGACGCUGCAGCGCGGCAUGCUGCGCGUCAUUGAGCAGUUCCUGCGCACGACGUACUACGGCACGGUCGCGAACCUCGUCACGUAUUUGGCCGGCCUGCUCUCUACGGACGCACAAGUCUCGUGGCUCGCGCUCCUGCGCACGAAGCUCUGGCCCAACGACGUGUGGACGGGGGGGGCCGAGCCAGGCAGGCCCGCGCGCACCGCCGCCGAGGUCCGUGCGACGGCCGAGGCGGCGCGCGCCGUUGUGCUGAGCUAUGCGCCGCCCCAGGCCGCCUACGCGCUGGGCCUGGGCGGAAAGCAGGCUGUCGCCGAUGCGCUCGCGACCGUGCACGACGUGGUCACGGACCCCAUCGUAUCGCUGGAUCUGCACCUCGCCCUGCUGCUGCGCGUGCUCGACCUGGUGAUGGGCACGGCCGGCGCGCCAUCGGGCGAUCGGGCAUAA
This is a messenger RNA of Malassezia sympodialis ATCC 42132, 2883 nucleotides long. RefSeq lists its product as uncharacterized. The record is from RefSeq and is a predicted model, not a curated record. NCBI's taxonomy places the organism in Eukaryota, Fungi, Basidiomycota, Malasseziomycetes, Malasseziales, Malasseziaceae. Gene Ontology annotation, cellular component: intracellular membrane-bounded organelle. The transcript is spliced from 2 exons. Gene Ontology annotation, molecular function: phosphatidylinositol binding. Bases 1 to 2883 code for a protein of 960 amino acids.